GAAAAUAGUAAUGAUAUUAAAUCAACGUGUAGAAAAUGUAGAUAUUGGGCGGUGUAAACAAACCCGACCGUUGCCUAGCAACGGGCUGUAAACACGUAACAUUCCAGCGGAAUCACAGGCGCAGGAAUUCAAGUCUUCAAGGCACGGGAGAAGGAGGCUCUGAGGCGAAGGAGCGAAUAAUUGUGGGACUGAACAGGUCUUUAGCAUUUGAAGAUGAUGAUGCUACAGAACAUUCAGAUUCGGGAUGGAGAAUACACUAAGACUAUUUAUACGCUGAUAAAGGAACAACGAUAUAGCGAAGCUGUGCAGAUACUGAACCACAUCCUAGAUGCCUACCCAAGUAUGACGUCCCGGGCAGCUCUUUCCCUGCUUGCAUACUGCUACUUUUACAUGCAAGACUUUGUGAAUGCGGCAAAUUGCUAUGAACACUUGACCAUGCUGUUCCCCGAGGUCGAGGACUAUAGGCUGUACUAUGCGCAGUCUUUGUACCAGGCUCUCAUGAACAUGGACACGAAACCCACAGAUGGCUUUGAGAAGAUGCAGUUCCUCCUGGGUCAGAACCCCUUCCCUCCAGAGACCUUUGGCAACCUGCUGCUGCUCUACUGCAAGUAUGAAUAUUACCACCUGGCGGCAGACGUCCUGGCUGAGAACGCGCACCUCACCUACAAGUACCUGACACCACACCUCUUCGACUUCCUUGAUGCCCUUAUCACACAACAAACGUCACCUUCAGAGGCAUACCGCAAAUUUGAUGAACUUGGCUCGCGGCAUAUUGAAUUGCUACGGAAACUGACUAAGGUUGUGCAGGAAGCUCGCCAGAACCAUGAUGAUGACCAGGUUAAAAAUGCAGUGAAUGAGUAUGAAGAAGUCCUUGAAAGGUACAUCCCUGUGCUCAUGGCACAAGCAAAGAUCUACUGGGAUCUUGAGAACUACUCGCAGGUGGAGAAGAUCUUCCGCAAGUCAGUGGAGUUCUGCAAUGAGUCUGAUGUAUGGAAACUGAAUGUUGCGCAUGUGCUCUUCAUGCAGGAAAACAAGUUCAAGGAAGCCACUGGGUUCUAUGAGCCCAUUGUCAAGAAGAACUAUGAUAAUAUCCUGAAUGUGAGUGCCAUAGUGCUAGCCAACCUGUGUGUGUCGUACAUCAUGACAAGCCAAAAUGAAGAGGCUGAGGAGCUGAUGCGAAAGAUUGAGAAAGAAGAGGAGCAGCUGGCGUACGAGGACCCUGACAAGAAGAUCUACCACUUGUGCAUCGUUAACCUUGUUAUAGGAACACUCUACUGUGCAAAAGGCAACUACGAGUUUGGCAUUUCUAGGGUUAUUAAGAGCCUAGAGCCCUACAAUAAGAAACUUGGGACUGACACAUGGUAUUAUGCUAAGAGAUGUUUCCUGUCCCUCAUUGAGAAUUUAGCAAAGCACAUGAUAACUGUGAAGGAUUCAGUCAUCCAGGAGUGCAUACAGUUCUUGGAACAUUGUGAAGUCUAUGGGCGAAAUGUGAAGACGCUGAUCGAGCAGCCACUGGAGGAGAUGGCCAUGCAUCCAGGCAAGAACACUGUCACAUAUGAGUCGAGGCUUGCCAAGGCUCUCCUGCUCCAGAUCCAGCAGAUGUAAAGAAAGAGCAAAAGAAAGUGAGAAUGAGAGAGAGACAUUAGUGAGCCAUUAAAGUCUUGGGGAUAUUUCACUAAUUGGCUCUUCUAUUUAAGAUCUGAUGAGUGUAUAUAGAAAUAUAGAAUGUAGAUAAAAAUACCUAUGAUACUGUAAAAUAUUUAAUUGAUUUAGUAAAGGGCAUUAUGUAAGUUAAGUCACGUAUUUGGCGCCUUAAAGUUUGUGAUAAUAAUAUGAUCACCAAGUGCUUUAUACACAGUGAUACCGUAUCAAUUAUAUUUAUACACAUAUAUUAUAAAAUCUAUAUUUGGUGGAUUCCCAAACAGAUAUUGCACAGCAAAAUGAACUUUGCUGUCAUCUUCCUUUUUAAUUUCUUUGGAAAACAGUGUGCUGUAGAAUCACAGAAAUUCUAUUUUUGACAUAUAUUUUGAAUACUUCAUCAGAGUGAAAUGUGUAAUUCAACAUAUAUUUAGGCUUGUAAUUUUAAAGAACUCUUCUGGUGAAUGAGUAGUUUUAUUCCUUUUAACUGGAGCAGCUGGUAUUCAAAGCUAGCUGUUACUUUUUUUCGAUUUUAUGGAGUGAAAUAUGAUAUACUUAGCACUUUCCUCACUACAAGUAAAGGUAGUCUCACACACACACACAUAAACCAAAAAAAUGCUGUACUAAAAGAAUAUGUAAAGAACAAAGAAUACUGCCAAGCAUAAAGAAUAAAAAUAUACUCUAAU
Penaeus chinensis is the source of this 2324-nucleotide messenger RNA. It is a transcript of the gene Ttc30, whose product is annotated as tetratricopeptide repeat protein 30B-like. The record is from RefSeq and is a predicted model, not a curated record. Gene Ontology annotation, molecular function: intraciliary transport particle B binding; protein binding. Gene Ontology annotation, biological process: intraciliary transport. Gene Ontology annotation, cellular component: axonemal microtubule; intraciliary transport particle B. The coding region runs from base 214 to 1605 and encodes 463 amino acids. The transcript has 11 exons. NCBI's taxonomy places the organism in Eukaryota, Metazoa, Arthropoda, Malacostraca, Decapoda, Penaeidae.